CGGGGGCUAUUUCAACUAAAAAGUGUGGUGGUUUUUUUUUAUGUAAACGCUCGCCGAACUUAACGGUUUAACCUGCUGUUGGCUUUUUUUUUGGUGCUACGAGCUGAAUAAACGCUGAUAUGGCAAAAGAAAAGAUUCACAUCAACCUUGUUAUCAUAGGUCAUGUUGACAGUGGAAAGUCAACCACCACUGGUCAUCUUGUGUAUAAGUGUGGUGGUGUUGAUCCAAGAACCCUGGAGAAAUAUGAGACGGCUGCAGCCCAGAUGGGGAAAGGUUCCUUCAAGUAUGCCUGGGUUCUUGACAAGCUUAAGGCAGAACGAGAGCGUGGCAUCACCAUUGACAUUUCCUUGCUGAAGUUCAACACUCAGAAGUAUGUGUUCACAAUAAUUGAUGCACCUGGUCACCGGGACUUUAUUAAGAACAUGAUUACAGGAACUUCACAGGCUGAUGCUGCUCUGCUGGUUGUAUCUGCUGCAAAGGGUGAGUUUGAGGCUGGCAUAUCCCGUAAUGGUCAGACAAGGGAGCAUGUCUUGCUGGCCUACACCCUAGGCGUCAAGCAGCUUGUUGUAUGUGUUAACAAAAUGGACCUCACUGAGCCUCCUUUCAGCCAGAAACGUUAUGAGGAAGUAGUAAAAAAUGUAACCGUUUUUAUCAAGAAGAUUGGAUUUGACCCAGCUGCGGUGCCUUUUGUUCCCCUAUCUGGUUGGUGUGGUGACAACAUGCUUGCACCGUCACAGAAGAUGUCUUGGUUUAAGGGAUGGAAGAUCAAGAGAAAAGAUGGCUUUUCAAGUGGCAAGACUCUGUUGGAAGUGCUUGAUUCCUUGUACCCGCCAGUACGCACUGCCAGCAAACCUCUUCGUCUACCACUUCAGGAUGUAUAUAAAAUCGGAGGUGUUGGCACAGUUCCUGUGGGCAAAAUUGAAACUGGGAUUCUGAAGCCUGGGAUGGUUUUGACCUUCUCACCAGCUAAGCUGACUGCAGAGGUUAAAUCCAUUGAGAUGCAUCACCAGGGGCUGCAGACAGCUCUGCCUGGGCACAAUGUGGGCUUCAACAUUAAGAAUGUUGCAGUCAAGAACUUGCGACGUGGCGAUGUAGCUGGUAAUGCCCAGCAAGACCCACCAUCUGAUGUGAACAGCUUUAUUGCUCAGGUUAUUAUUCUUAAUCACCCUGGUAAAAUCAAAAGUGGUUACUCUCCUGUGCUGGACUGCCAUACCACCCAUGUCACAUGUAGCUUUACAGAGUUGCAGGAGAAGCUUGAUCGUCGCACAGGGAAGAAACUGGAAGACCUGCCUCAUUUCUUGGUCUCUGGAGAUGCUGCCACAGUCAAAUUUGUUCCGAUCAAACCACUCUGUGUAGAGAGCUUCUUCAGCUAUCCACCUUUAGGGCGGUUUGCUGCAAGAGACCUGAAGCAGACUGUUGCUGUUGGGGUGAUUAAGUCAGUGGAGAAGGUGAAUCAAGUGAGAAGGACUGCACAAAAAGUUCAAGUAUUAAAAUGAGUUGAUCAUUUAGCCCUUUUAUUACAAUCCUUUGUUUACCAGCAGUCUGGUAUAUAAACCUUAAGAGGUUGAAUUUGAGUUUGCUUUUUAUUGUUCAAGUUAUGUUGACUUGCAAGUUAAACUGCUGCUUUUAGUUGAAUGCCAAUGUUUAUGCUGUAAGUAAAUGGAGACUCUGUACCAGUUAUUUCUAGACUGCAAAAUAAAUUUGAUUUUGUCUUGUGCAA
Messenger RNA from Tachysurus fulvidraco (yellow catfish), 1720 nucleotides. RefSeq names its product Elongation factor 1-alpha-like (gene eef1a1l3). Gene Ontology annotation, molecular function: translation elongation factor activity; GTP binding; GTPase activity. The record is from RefSeq and is a predicted model, not a curated record. The transcript is spliced from 7 exons. Lineage: Eukaryota; Metazoa; Chordata; Actinopteri; Siluriformes; Bagridae. The coding region runs from base 120 to 1496 and encodes 458 amino acids. Gene Ontology annotation, biological process: translational elongation; translation.